UAAAGGUUAAAACCACCGACAGCAGCGCAUACAUUCGCCCAACAAAAUACUCCACCGGUAGUUGGUUGCCGGUAGUCGUGCCCGGUCCAUGACCGCCGUCGCCACUCUUGUCUCGGAUAUCCAACACAUCAAAAAUAAUAAUAAUAAAACAGCCUACAAUCCACGUGUAUUCCAAAGAUUCCACUAAGACGAUUAACCAAGAUGGAAAAAAUGUAUUUCAACGAGACUCAUCUACCUGGUUUUUCUGAAGAUCUUUUGUGGUUAAAUAAUGUGACCAACAUAAACUGACAAGAUACUUUUUAUACUCUGCUUUUCUAUCAAUAAGGAUUUAAAAAAGAUGAUUACGAGACCCUGAUAACAACAACAAUGACUGUUAAUGUGGCUAUGAUUGUUUUCAUUGGGCCUGCUGCUAAUCUUUUUGUCUUCCUUGGUCUAUCGUUUAGCCAAAAAGUAUCCAGUAACUUACUGCUGUUGAAUCUUUGCGUAGCUGACUUUUUAGUUUGCUUAAUAAGUGCACCACUUUCGUUAACAUUAUGGUACUGGCCCGAUAGAUUGUCUCAUUCCAUAAUAGAUGCAAUACGGUAUAUUCCAAUAGCGGCCAGCACUUUAAGUCUGAUGACGCAGUCGGUUGAUCGAUACGCCUCAAUCCAACAUCCGAGACAUAGUCGACUGCACCGGACCAAGCAUAUGGCGUUCCUCGAAUUAGGUGUAGCGGCCACUUGGAUUGUGGCCGUCGCAAUAUCAGUGCCUCGAUUCUACAGGCCUGCGAAUCAGCUUUUGGCCGAUAUAAAGUGGACAAACUACUACGAGGCUACGUAUGUCGCCGUUGUGUUUGUAAUCCCGUGGGCCGUUGUUGCAUUCAGCCAACGGGCCGUAAGCAGAACAUUGUACAUAACGUCAUUGAAAGCGGCCGCUGCCCGCGGUCAGCUUCCACUACCAAUGCCUAUCAUGACCGUAGCGUCCAAACAGGUCAUUCUCGUAGCGUCCAUUCAAAAAAACACAAACGUUCAAUCGAAGACAGUCAGUGAUGGUGCGAAAACUUCUGUGGCGACAGCAGCGCAAGAAACAGAAGCAACGAAAAAGCAGCCGUCGAUGCGCCCAACACCAACGGCCCGCAGUCGGAAGCGGUUGGCCAAGGUGCUGUUGGCACUGGCCGGCGUGUUCAUUGCUUGCUGGCUGCCCUACGCAACAGCGCUCAUUUACUCCAAUUACCGGAGACCCGUCAAACUGGUCACCGUAGCGGCUUUGCUGUUCGGCCACACUCACUCGGUCGUCAACCCGCUGGCUUAUUGGUGGCUAAACCGGCAUACGUUCCAUCCGUGUCCGUGCUGGAAACCCGACGACGACGAUGACGACGGUAACGGCGUUUUCGUCGGAUGCGGACUCGGUUGUGGCGUCGGUGGUGCCGGAGGACAUGGCCACCAUCGCAACGACGCCCGUCAGCCGUACACACCGACACGACUCAAUCGGUUGCUGUUUCGUGCAUCCAACAACCAGCGCAGCCGACAACCGUCAUCCACAAACGAAGCUGCCCUUGGCCCGUUCAAUCCAAGAUUCGCUACUCCCAAGAAACGUCCAGAACAGUUACCCAUCAAAAAUCCUGCUGCGUUGUACUACGCUUAAGAUAUUUUUGUGUUUGUAAAAUGUUAUCAGUUUUGUUUAAAUAAAAAGAUCCCUUUGUGGUUUCAACACGUACCGUGUUGCCUUAUA
This is a messenger RNA of Daktulosphaira vitifoliae (grape phylloxera), 1710 nucleotides long. Its product is annotated as galanin receptor type 2. Gene Ontology annotation, cellular component: membrane. Lineage: Eukaryota; Metazoa; Arthropoda; Insecta; Hemiptera; Phylloxeridae. The record is from RefSeq and is a predicted model, not a curated record. The coding region runs from base 367 to 1623 and encodes 418 amino acids. The transcript has 6 exons. Gene Ontology annotation, biological process: neuropeptide signaling pathway. Gene Ontology annotation, molecular function: G protein-coupled peptide receptor activity.